GAGCUGGGGACAGCUAAUUACACAGAGCAGCUGCUGGCUUGGGGCACCCGGCCUCUUUCGCAGCACUACUGUGCUUGCUGGGCUCCAAGUUGACGCGACUUUUCCAAGUGUAUGUGGAAGGCUUGAAGAGAAACUUCAGGGGUCCCGGGACCGGCGGGGCUGCGAAGCUUCCCUUACCCCGCGCCCUUGCCUUGCAGAGCUCGGCCUGGCCAGGGCUGCGCUUUGGCGCGAGGUGGGCGCCGCUCUGGCUCCGCGGGGACGAGAGUUGGGGAAGCUGUCCUGCCCGCUGGAGAGACUUGGGGGAGCCAGGGCCACGGGGCAGAGGGGCGUCGGCGGGGUCUGCGCCGCAAGAGAGGUGCGCGCUACUGGGAGCUCCCGCCGGGAGCGGUCUCCACCUCCUCUGGCGUUCGACCUAUGAGUGUGCGGCUCAAUUUCCAGCUCCGUGGCCGGGGAGGUGAGUGCGCGUGAGCGCCGGGGCGCGGGACCUCGAACUCCUUCGCGGGACCCAGCCGAGCGCGCCGCCCGCCCCAACAGGAUGCCCGCGGCCAUGCUGCCCUACGCCUUCGUCCUGGUACUGCUGGGAGCAAGCAUCUCCGAGGCCACUGGAGCCACACAGAGCAGCCGCCUGCUCUGGGAGCCCCGCUGCCCACAGCCAGUGUCCGAGAGUAUACCUGUCACUGUGAUCUUGCCCCCGCACCUCAAUGGGCCCUGGAUCUCCACUGGCUGCGAAGUGCGCCCGGGACCAGAGUUCCUUACACGCUCCUACACUUUCUACCCCAACCGCCUCUUCCGCGCCUACCAGUUCUACUACAGGGACCCCUCGUGCCAGGAGCCUACCCACUCGCUGCUCAUCAAGGGCAAAGUGCGCCUGCGCCGGGCCUCCUGGGUCACCCGGGGUGCCACGGAAGCUGACUACCACCUGCACAAAGUGGGCAUUGUCUUCCACAGCCGCCGUGCCCUGCUUGAUGUCACCAAGCGCCUCAACCAGACUUGGGCAGACCAGGACUGCAUGGCGCGGCUGCCGCGCGCCCCAGCCUGGCUGCCUGGAGCACUGUACGAGCUGCCGAGCAGCCGGGCCCAGCGGCACUGCAUGGCGGAGAUGGGCUUCAGCAUGCACGAACUCAGCCUGGUCCGCGUGCAGCGCCACCUGCAGCCACAGCCCGGGGCUGCACCCCAGCUGGUGGAGGAACUCUACCUAGGAGACAUUCACACGGACAGGGCAGAGAGGCAGCACUACAGGCCCACAGGCUACCAGCACCCACUGCAGAGCGCCCUGCACCACGCGCAGCCCUGCCCCGCCUGUGCCCUGGUGGCCCACGCUGACGAGCACCACCCGCCAGUGUUGCCCUGGACCCGGGCCCUGCCGCUGCGCCUGAGCGGCCGCUGGGUGAGCACAGGCUGCGAGGUGCGCCCCGCCGUGCUCUUCCUCACGCGGUUCUUCACCUUCCAUGGCCAUGGCCGCUCCUGGGAGGGCCGCUACCACCACUUCUCCGACCCCGAGUGUCGCCAGCCCACCUUCACCGUGGUCGCAGCCGGCAGCUAUUCCCAGGGCGCGCCCUCUGCCACGGUGCGCGGUGGCACCGAGCUGGAGUUCGAGGUCACGCGCGCCCGCGUGACACCCAUGGACCCAGCCACCGUGGCCCUGCUCAACGCCUCCGAGCCGGGCAGCUGCGGGCGCCCCGGGGCCUGGGCCGUGGGCGUCGAGCGCGACGUCACGGCGACCAACGGGUGUGCAGCGCUGGGCAUCCGGCUGCCGCACGUGGAGUACGAGCUCUUCAAGGUGGAGCGCGACCCCCGCGGGCAAAGCCUGCUCUUCAUCGGACAGCGGCCCUCGGACGGCUCCAGCCCCGACACCCCUGAGAAGCGCCCCACGUCCUACCAGGCCCCCCUGGUGCUGUGUGGGGGACACGCCCAGGACGCCCCCAGGUCUCGACCGCAUAGUGCCCCCAGCAGCGGGGACCUGUGUCCCAGAGCUGUCCCUGUCCCCCUUCUGCUCCUUGCUCCAGGGCUGGUCUUCCUCCUGGGGUUGUGACACCAGUUUUCCAUCCAAGGCAGCGUCCCAGGAAGGAUAGUUGUCCUUUGCCACCCUGUGGGAGCGCUGGCCGGCCUGGCCACCUCUCUUCUCGGCCUGUGUCCCCCAUGGCUACCUGUGAGAACUGGUUGUCCCCAAUGCGGGAUGAAGCACACUGCUAUCUAAGUUUCUAAACCCCCACCCCAAUUUUUCCACUCCUUCUCUUGGGUAGUUGGAGGACAGGCACCAAGCAGGGCCACAAGAGUGUCCCUGCUCAGUGCUCAAGGCGCUCUCUCUUCCUUACCCUUGGGAUUGUGGAGUGGGAAUGGAAGACUCUGAGAAUCAGCUGAGCCUGUGGGUUAUGGCUUAAAGUUUAUUAACUCUGAUUUAGCAACAGAGACUCAAAACAGGGCCAUGAAUUAAAGAUACCGCUUCAAGCUCUCAGUCCUUCUUGGCUUUCUAGUAAAGGGCUUGUGUCUUUGGGGCAACUUGGCUUCUUGAGUUCUGACCGUUGGCAUUUGCAGGCAUCUGCCUGUGCUUCUGCAAGUCAAACCUCAAGCUGUCGACACUGAGUGGGGAUAAACCCAGUCCUCCAGUGCCAGCUUGCAAGAGGAGCCUGGGCCUCUGUGGCUCCCAUGUGCGCCAGGGGAACACCAGGGAGCACCGGGCUGGCUGCUGCGGGCAGGUCCGUGGAGCACAGUGGCGUUCCCAGCCUUUGGAAAGUAAUUAAUACUAAUGACAGCAGCAGCACCAACAUGCUCUGUAAUUAGCCCUGUGCCACCAUCUGAUUUUGCAGAUUGUCUCUGCUGAGCUGACAAAGGAGAAGAAUCUUUGGGGUUCAACUUUCAGGCCACCCUAGACGAGGCCAGGAACCCCUACAGGCCCAGGAAGCUUGGCCCACCCACCUGCAACACUAAUGUCAGUGCCCUUGGUGCUGAGGGAUCUGUCAUGGCAGGAACAGGCUGUGCCCACAUUCCCAGGCCUUGUCCGUACACUGUGAGAGUAACUGGCAUGGUGGCAGGCUGGGGGACUCUGGGGACUGUGAGCUACUGAUUCACCCUCUGUCUCUUCCCCAUCCCUAUCACUGACCCUUGUCCCAGACCUUGAAGAACUUCUGUAAGGCUGACACCUCCAAAGAGAGGCCUUUGUCCUCGCUGAGACUGUGGGGCUGAAAUUGCUCCCACUUAUCACCCAUUCUUUGGGAGAAAAUACCCUCCAAAGGCAGCUCUUAGGGGAGGUUGGGCUCCUUUGAAUACUCCCCUCCCCCCAGGUCUCAGACAGCUACCCAUGUCCCUGGCAUAUUUACCAAAUUACGAGAAAUAACGAAGUUAUUUAUGGUCUUAGGCUAAAGUGGGACCAGGAGCUCCCGGUGAGGAAGACGGUUCGUGUCGAUGUCCACAGCUGAGCAAGUCUCGUAUCUGAGGCUUGAGCAAACUGCGUCACCAUUCAUCAUCAAAUUUGAAUUUUUUAAUAAAAUUAAACAGCCUGAAAAAUGUUCUUGCUGGCUAUUAAAGUCAACCAAGGGGAUCACGGUCCUAAAGAAAGGAAGUGAAGUGGCCGCCAGAGGAUGUGUGAAGGGGAAUAAAACCAGUGGAGGGCAGCUGCUUCUUUUGCUGUGCCUUCUGGCCCGGCCCUACCCUGCCUUCCUAUAGCUCCCCAUGACCUUCCACUGCCCCCAGACAGAAGCCCCAGAUCUGGCUGGCUGUCGCCUACCGGGUACAGUGCAGCUCUUCUUUCCUGGUCCACAUGACCUUUCCAUGAUCUGAGCCUGCGCUGCCUCUGGGCCUUUGCACAGGCUCCCACCCCUGCAAACAUCUCCUGGCUAAGACCUCCAGCUACUUGGUUCUUUCAUUCAACUUCCAAGUCACAUGUCAUCUCCUCCAGGAGGCCUGCCAUCAGCAACUCCCAAAGCAGCUCCCUUUCCCCUUGCCCUUCUACCUACCCUGUUUUAUGUUGUGCUAUAAAAUGGUCUUACUUACUCACAUUUGUUCUCUGCUUCUCCCACCUAGAAGGUCAGCACUUGGGGGAGGUCAGGCUCCUUCAAAGCCAUCUCUCCAGUGGGGUCCACAGCGUCUGGUGCCUGCAGAAAGAGGCUCAGUGAACACUGCUGACCCGAAAGCCACUCGGAAACCUGUGAACGGGCCACCACCUCGGGCCAGAUGUGGCACCCUGAUGCUCAGAAGGGAAAGGUGCCAGCCACAGGCCAGCAGCACGCAGUGACCCAGAAACCCAGACUCCAGGCCCGAGCGGCUAGAACCCAGAGCCAGAGACCCAGGCUUUCUGUCUCACAGCCUCAGCAGCUGGGGGACCGGAUCCUCCUCUGGGUCUGAAGAAAGUGGUUUGGGGCACUCUGUGGGAGCUGGCACAAGCCUUUUCCCACCAGGAGAUGUGCUGAGCAGAUACCCUGUCCGCUGCCGCCGCCACCACCGCCACAUGGCUCCCUUUCUCUGUGGUCACC
Messenger RNA from Octodon degus (degu), 4469 nucleotides. RefSeq names its product APC down-regulated 1 like (gene Apcdd1l). Gene Ontology annotation, molecular function: Wnt-protein binding. Gene Ontology annotation, cellular component: plasma membrane. The transcript has 4 exons. Lineage: Eukaryota; Metazoa; Chordata; Mammalia; Rodentia; Octodontidae. The record is from RefSeq and is a predicted model, not a curated record. Gene Ontology annotation, biological process: negative regulation of Wnt signaling pathway. Bases 536 to 2032 code for a protein of 498 amino acids.